GAGAGAAGCAAAGGCACCAAAAGCCCUCGAAUGGGGUGAGUGAGAAUUUAAUUCGCUGCUUGAUUUCUCUCUCAUGCUUCUGGUGGAAACAAUGCUUUUAAAACUCAAACUCGUCAGUUACACUUUGGCAGACACAUUAUACAGUGUGAAUCAGUGAAGCUAUAGCCCAGCCGGCAGCCACCCUUGUUUCUCUUCUCUCUUCUCCCUUCCUCUUUCUCUCUUCCUUUGUUUGUUUGCUUAAUUAGGCUACGACUCCGUCAUUUCAUCCAAGUCGAGUGCCAUAACUCACUCACUCUCCAAAUUCAAUCCCAUGCCAUUUCAGUUCUUUUACAUAUAUUUCUACCUCUGCAGCCGCUUUUGCCCGAUCAAAUUUCAUAACUUUAUUUGGUGCUAAUGCCUCUCGUCCUUGGAUUCCAUAUAUAUUAUAUAACUCUGCUCUCUCUUCCUCUCUUUAAAACCAACCUAGCAACACGCUACAUUUCCUUAAACCAAGCCCAGUUUUUUCUUCUAUGUAAUCCACGCAGACCCACAAAGUCAAAACCUCAUUCUUGUUUGCUUGCUGUCUCUCUCUCUUGGGUUUUCUCUCUUUAUGUGAUAUCUACUUUGUCAUAUAAUGUAUAUGAGAAGAGCCUAGCUAGUUGCUCCUUCCAAUUCUCGAGUAUACUUUAAAAGCCGAGUAGCUAGCGGUGAAAAAUGGAGUUUGGCAGCGGAGCAGGCUGUGGCUCCGGUGGAGACCACGAUGCCUCAGACUCUCAAAGAAGGAAGAAGCGCUACCAUCGUCACACUGCUAACCAGAUUCAGAGGCUUGAAGGGAUGUUCAAGGACUGCCCUCACCCGGAUGAAAAGCAAAGGUUGCAGUUGAGCAGAGAACUGGGCUUGGCUCCUCGCCAGAUCAAGUUUUGGUUUCAAAACCGGAGAACCCAGAUGAAGGCCCAGCAUGAAAGAGCUGAUAACUCUGCGCUUCGAUCAGAGAAUGACAAGAUCCGAUGUGAGAACAUUGCCAUCCGAGAGGCACUUAAAAAUGUGAUUUGCCCAUCUUGCGGUGUCCCCCCCAUUAAUGAAGAUAACUAUUUCGAUGAACACAAAUUGCGAAUGGAGAACGCCCAACUGAAAGAAGAGCUAGAUAGAGUCUCUAGUAUUGCUGCCAAGUACAUUGGGAGGCCCAUUUCUCAGCUCCCACCAGUUCAGCCUAUUCAUAUAUCUCCUUUGGAUUUAUCAAUGGCGAGUUUUGGGGGGCAUGGAAUGGGUGGUCCUUCUCUUGAUCUUGAUCUUCUUACAGGGAGUACUUCAUCUACCAUGCCCAGUUUGCCGUACCAGCCUAUGGGCAUUUCAGACAUGGACAAGUCCCUCAUGACAGAUAUCGCUGCAAAUGCAAUGGAAGAGUUGCUCAGGCUUUUGCAGACCAAUGAUCCUCUGUGGAUGAAGUCAUCCACUGAUGGCAGGGAUGUUCUUAAUCUUGAAAGCUAUGAGAGGAUUUUCCCCAGGGCUACUACUCAUUUGAAAAAUCCCAAUCUUAGAAUUGAAGCAUCUAGAGCUUCUGGUGUGGUAAUCAUGAAUGGCUUAGCAUUAGUCGACAUGAUUAUGGACUCGAACAAAUUUGGGGAGCUAUUUCCGACAAUUGUCUCAAUGGCUAGAACAAUUGAAGUGAUAUCGUCUGGAAUGUUAGGUAGUCACAGCGGCUCUCUGCAGCUGAUGUACAAAGAGUUGCAGGUGCUUUCACCAUUAGUACCAACUCGAGAGUUCUACUACCUUCGUUAUUGUCACCAAAUUGAGCAAGGCCAUUGGGCCAUUGUUGAUGUUUCUUAUGAUUUUCCACGAGAUAAUCAGUUUACAAAUCAAUGUCGAUCUCAUAGGCUUCCUUCUGGAUGCUUGAUUCAAGACAUGCCUAAUGGAUAUUCCAAGGUUACUUGGGUGGAACACGUUGAAAUAGAAGAGAAAGCCCCAAUUCAUCGACUUUAUAGAGAUCUUAUUCACAGUGGACAAGCAUUUGGAGCUGAACGAUGGCUUGUUGUUCUUCAGAGAAUGUGUGAAAGAUUUGCAUGCCUAAUGGUGUCAGGCACUUCUACUAGAGAUCUUGAAGGAGUGAUCCCAUCACCUGAAGGCAAGAGAAGCAUGAUGAAACUUGCCCAAAGGAUGGUCAACAACUUCUGUGCAAGCAUUAGCACAUCUAAUGGCCAUCGGUGGACCACAAUUUCUGGUAUGAACGAAGUUGGAGUGCGAGUGACCAUCCAUAAGAGCACGGAUCCUGGUAAGCCCAAUGGUGUGGUUCUUAGUGCAGCUACUACCAUUUGGCUCCCACUAUCUCCACAAACUGUCUUCAAUUUCUUCAAGGAUGAAAGAACUCGACCUCAGUGGGAUGUCCUUUCCAAUGGCAAUGCAGUGCAAGAGGUCGCCCAUAUAGCAAAUGGUUCACAUCCAGGGAACUGCAUAUCUGUUCUUCGAGCUUUCAACACUAGCCAGAACAACAUGUUAAUACUCCAGGAGAGCUGUAUAGACUCCUCAGGGUCAGUAGUUGUGUACUGCCCCGUUGAUCUUCCAGCCAUUAACAUUGCAAUGAGCGGCGAGGAUCCUUCAUACAUUCCUCUGCUGCCAUCAGGUUUCACCAUUUCACCUGAUGGGCCGCAAGACCAAGGGGACACAUCUGCAUCGACAAGUAGUUGUUCUAACGUAAACCACAUAGGAGGUGGUGGAUCACUGAUUACAGUGGCAUUUCAAAUUCUAGUGAGCAGCUUGCCCUCGGCAAAGUUGAACAUGGAGUCGGUGAAUACAGUUAAUAACCUUAUUGGCACCACUGUGCAGCAAAUAAAGUCCGCCUUGAAUUGUAGUGGUUCCUGAUCGAUUUGAGUCCCGAGUCUGUAGUAUCAGCAAUAUCAUGAAUGUCUGCUGUGCCCAGCUAGCUUUCUUCAGCUGCAACUGCGCGCAUGCAUAUGCUACAAUCCUUAAUUACAUGUGGUGAUGGAUGAGAGAGAGAUAGUGUUGAGUGUUUUGAAUUGGGAGGGCUGUUGGUAUUGAAUUAAUGGUACCUGGGACAAGCCUAUGGGGUUAGUUGGGAGUUUGAAUGCUCCCUCAUCAAGACCUGAAGCUCUUCAUUAAUUUACUGUGCAUGCUGCUGCUGCUCUUAGCAGUUGUGUUUUGCUUCCAAGCUUCAUUACAGUUCACACCAACUAUUCUUUUGUGAGGGGUUUUAUAGUCAUUUUUCAUUUUUGGCUUGGCAAGGUUAAGGUUAAGGUUAAGGUUUAGGUCAAGGCAGUAAGUACCAAGUAGUAGUAUUGAAAGAGGUAAGUCAAGAACGCACCACACACGUCUUUUUGGCUGGCUGGCUGGCUCUCUCCAUUGCCAGUACUAGAAGGAUUGUAUGUGGUUCGGGCAUUGACUUCCUGAUCCGGUUUUUCACUAGCUUCUCUGUUAUUCGACAUUAUAUAUUUACAUCUAUCGAUCGAUCUCUCUCAAAUGGGAAGUUUUUCUACCAUGAAUAAUGCUGAUGACAUGUUUGUACUUCCUUUA
Rosa rugosa (rugosa rose) is the source of this 3504-nucleotide messenger RNA. RefSeq names its product homeobox-leucine zipper protein HDG11-like. Gene Ontology annotation, biological process: regulation of DNA-templated transcription. The record is from RefSeq and is a predicted model, not a curated record. Lineage: Eukaryota; Viridiplantae; Streptophyta; Magnoliopsida; Rosales; Rosaceae. The transcript has 10 exons. Bases 694 to 2835 code for a protein of 713 amino acids. Gene Ontology annotation, molecular function: DNA-binding transcription factor activity, RNA polymerase II-specific; DNA binding; lipid binding.